AUGUCGGCAGCCAUGGGUCCUCUCAUGCAGCAACUACAGGCCCUCCCUGCCCGCUCAAGGCAGGGUCUGAAUAAUCUGCGCCAGCGUAUAUUCCAGCAGGGAGAGAGACAACCCAAGGAAACCAACCUGUUACGCACUUCCCUCAGUGCUCACCGUCCUGUCUGGAUCACUGCUGCCGGCGGUCUGUACACCAGCAUGGCGGCUGUGUACCUCACGAUGCGAUAUCUGAAACGUGUGGCUCGGUAG
Penicillium verrucosum is the source of this 246-nucleotide messenger RNA. RefSeq lists its product as uncharacterized. The coding region runs from base 1 to 246 and encodes 81 amino acids. Lineage: Eukaryota; Fungi; Ascomycota; Eurotiomycetes; Eurotiales; Aspergillaceae. The transcript is spliced from 2 exons. The record is from RefSeq and is a predicted model, not a curated record.